Alternaria alternata is the source of this 1604-nucleotide messenger RNA. Its product is annotated as MFS multidrug transporter-like protein. Gene Ontology annotation, biological process: transmembrane transport. Gene Ontology annotation, molecular function: transmembrane transporter activity. The coding region runs from base 1 to 1560 and encodes 519 amino acids. Lineage: Eukaryota; Fungi; Ascomycota; Dothideomycetes; Pleosporales; Pleosporaceae. The record is from RefSeq and is a predicted model, not a curated record. The transcript has 4 exons.
AUGAACUUUAAAGACAGAUUGAUUGGCAGACCGUCGGUAGACGAGAGGAGCGCACGCGAGUCCUUGGAACUCCCAAGGUUCUCGUUCGAGGGUGACAAUCAUCCGCUCGUUAGCACCGAACGUCUGUUCCGACAGUGGCAGCAAGAAGAAAACUCGGGAUACGAAGCUGGCCACGAAAUCAUGGAAGAGGGUCUUCGGAAAGGCGACGAUAUCAUUGUAGCUACAAUACUCGUGUCGCUCUUUACAUUCAUCUCACCUUUCUCGUCGACUAUGGUAACACCUGCGUUGCCGGAUAUAGGAGAUGACUUUGAUAUACCGGAAGGAUUCAUGCGCCAGCUGGUCAUGACCAUCUUCCUCCUUGGCUACGCUCAAGGACCUUUCGUCUUGGCACCUUUAAGCGAGAUCUUCGGACGCGUUACCGUGUUGCAGUAUGCCAAUCUUGUGUAUCUGCUUUUCAACACAUGUUGUGGGUUUGCGCGGACCAAGGAGCAGAUGCUUGCUUUUCGGUUCUUGAGUGGUCUUGGCGGAGCGGCGCCGCAAGCUUUGUGCAACGGUGUUCUCGCUGAUACCUGGUCGAAAGAAGAACGCGGGAAAGGCCAAGCCAUCUAUGGUAUCCUGACAUGGCUGGCACCCUGCGUAGCUCCCAUAUGCGGUGCCUACAUAUCUGAGGGCGUAAGCUGGCGCUGGAUCUUCUGGGCCACCUCUAUCUUCACUGUCUUUGUUCAGGUCACCGCGUUCUUCUUCCUCUCCGAGACCUUCGCCCCGGCCAUCCUCGCUAAGAAAGCUAAAGCGGUUAGAAAGGCGAUGAAAGGCAUAAGGAACGAUGUAGUCGUGCGGACAGAGUUUGAGACAGGUGAUCGCAUGAGCAAGAUUUUGAGAAAGAGGCUCAUCCUGCCCUUCAUCAUGAUGUUCACACAUCCUGCCACCCAGGCACCCUCGAUCUAUCGCGCAUUCUUGUACGGCGUCAUGUACCUCAUGCUUUCAACCUUUCCGAUGGUCUUUGAGGACGUUUAUGAUAUGGACACUGGGCAUGCAUCGCUCAACUACCUGUCGCUUUGCUUGGGCUUCAUGAUUGGGUUGCAGAUUUCGCAUCCGCUCAUGGAUGGGCUGUACGCACGUAUGAAGACGUACUACAACCUUACCGAAGGCCUACCCGAGUUCCGCGUGCCGCCUAUGCUUAUAGCGGGCGUUGUUUGUCCUAUCGGUCUCUUUAUCUACGGCUGGAGUGCCCAGAACGAAGUUCACUUCAUCGUUCCCAACCUCGGCGCCGUCAUCCUCGCCAUCGGCCUGAUCAUCGGCUUCCAGUGUUCGCAAGCCUACACCACUGACGCAUACGAGGCACGUUAUGCAGCAUCGGCAGCAAGUGUUGGAGCCUUUAUGAGGACAAUGUGUGGCUUUAGCUUUCCGCUUUUUGCACCACAGAUGUAUGAGACAUUGGGUUUGGGAUGGGGAAACAGUCUAUUAGCAUUCUUGACAAUGACAUUGGGGAUAGUGAUGCCGAUAGGGCUUUGGUUCUAUGGGGCUACACUUAGGAAGAUGAGUUGGAGAGGUUUGCAGUAGACGUUGUCAAUAAUCAUGCAUUGUAAACAAACUAUGAGUACGCC